Molecule: messenger RNA, 2914 nt
Organism: Neopsephotus bourkii (Bourke's parrot)
Lineage: Eukaryota; Metazoa; Chordata; Aves; Psittaciformes; Psittacidae
Gene: KCNS1
Product: potassium voltage-gated channel modifier subfamily S member 1
Exons: 3
Coding region: 801-2222 (473 amino acids)
Biological process (GO): potassium ion transmembrane transport; protein homooligomerization; regulation of delayed rectifier potassium channel activity
Cellular component (GO): voltage-gated potassium channel complex; membrane
Molecular function (GO): delayed rectifier potassium channel activity; protein binding
Source: RefSeq, a predicted model, not a curated record
GGGAGGCGGGCGUGCGGGCAGGGGAAAGAUGCUGGCCACUGGAAAGAGCUCCCAGCCGGCCUCGGGCAAGCCUGGGGAAGGGUGAGAGCCCACAGGCUCCAUCCAGCCCCUCGGGCUGGAAUCAGCAAGCCGAUGGAUCCAAUGAGCAGAGUGGCGUGAAGUCUCACCCCUGUGAGCUGCCUGCCUGACGCGGUUGCAAUGAGCCAUCGCUGUGAGGACAUGCAGCCCCAGCCAUCACCUCGGGAAGGUCUCACAUCCUCUCUUCCACGUCCUUCUGCUCCAGCAGCUGACUUCUGGGGGAGCUGGUGUGCUUGCACCGGUCGCCAGGCUGUGUGGGGAUGGCUCCAGGUGGUGACAGCAGCUCCGUGACCUGAAACCCAGCGUGUGCCAUGCCCAGGACUUGCUGCCUUCACCCACUUCCUGACGAGCCUUCCAAGAGCCAACGGCGAGCUCAACAAGCCAGGGGGGCUCUUCCCCGGGGGGCUGCCCCCGGUGCCCUACGUACCCCUCAUCACAAGGAGAAAGAUGGAGCUGGAUCGCAUGGAGGGCGACUGCAAGGGCAGAGGUGCAUUGUCCACAUGCGAGGUGUCACCACUACUGGGGCCCUGCUCAGCCUGACAGCCAGGUCAGGUUCUGCUCGCUGCCCACCACACUGCUCAGCCCCCCGGGGCCUCACUUGCCCCUUGAGCAGCUUUGCAAGGUGCCGCUGAGUCCUGUAGCCCUCUGCGGCUCCCAUCCGCCGUCGCACGGGCUGCGGAGGGCACUUCCAGCAGGUGGAACCGGCUCCCGCUCUGCUGAUCAUGGUCAACAAGACCUUAACUUACUGGGGUCCCAGUUUUGAGGAGGACGUUAUCAACAUCAACGUGGGGGGCCUGAGAAGGCGGCUCAGCUCCAGCGCCCUCUCCAAGUUCCCCAACACCCGCCUGGGCCGGCUGCUGUCCUGUGACUCGGAGGAGUCCAUCCUGCAGCUCUGCGAUGACUACGACGUGAGCGCCAGGGAGUUCUACUUUGAUCGAAACCCUGGCUUCUUCCUCUACGUGCUCCACUUCUACCAGACGGGGAAGCUGCACGUCAUGGAGGAGCUGUGCGUCUUCUCCUUCUGCCAGGAGAUCGAGUACUGGGGCAUCAAUGAGUUCUUCCUGGACUCCUGCUGCAGCUAUCGCUACCACGAGCGCAAGCUGGAGAGCCGGCACCACAACUGGGAUGAGGAGAGCGAGGUCAGCAGCGUGGACACGUCCCCCGAUGAGAUCUCUGACAUCAACCACGACCUGCUGCGCUACAGCACGCUGCGCUGCGGCAACGUGCGCAAACGCCUCUGGCUCACCAUGGAGAACCCCGGCUACUCCAUCCCCAGCAAGCUCUUCAGCUUCGUGUCCAUCAGCGUGGUGCUGGUUUCCAUCGCCACCAUGUGCAUCCACAGCAUGCCCGAGUACCAGGAGGUGGAUGAGAACGGCAAUGUGCUCGAUGAACCCAUCCUGCACAAGCUGGAGUACUUCUGCAUCUCCUGGUUCACCUUUGAAGUGUCUUCUCGCCUCCUGCUCUCGCCCAGCCCCAGGAAGUUCUUCAAGCACCCGCUGAACCUGAUUGACAUUGUCUCCGUGUUGCCCUUCUACUUCACCCUCUUGGUGGACCUGACCGUGGGCAGUGACUCGGAGCUGGGCAACCUGGGCAAGGUCGUGCAGGUCUUUCGGCUCAUGAGGAUAUUCCGGGUGCUGAAGCUGGCUCGGCAUUCCACCGGCCUGAGGUCGCUGGGGGCCACCUUGAAGCACAGCUACCGGGAAGUGGGCAUCCUGCUGCUCUACCUGGCCGUGGGGGUCUCUGUCUUCUCUGGUGUGGCCUAUACCGCUGAGAAGGAGGAAGACGUCGGCUUCGACACCAUCCCAGCGUGCUGGUGGUGGGGCACGGUCAGCAUGACCACCGUGGGCUAUGGCGAUGUGGUGCCCGUCACCGUGGCAGGCAAGCUGGCCGCCUCAGGCUGCAUCCUUGGGGGCAUCCUGGUCGUGGCGCUGCCCAUCACCAUCAUCUUCAACAAGUUUUCCCACUUCUACCGCAAGCAGAAGGCGCUGGAGGCGGCCGUGAGGAACAGCGGGAAGAAGGACCCCGAGGAUGCAGGAAGCAUUUCCAGCCACGACCGAGACUCGGAGGCUCUGAGCGAGAGCUCCAUGGGCAGAGGCAGCCCCGACCGCCGCGGUCUGACCCCCGGCUCCCACCACACUCCCUGAGCCCACCGCGCCGCCGCACCGGGGACCUGCUUGCUCACGGUGAGCACGAUAUAGCUGUUGCACCAGGAUGUGGCGCCUGGCAUCGCCCCUGCCCUGCAGAGGACCAAGGAGGGCUUGGAGGAGAUGCCCAUGUGCUUCCAGCCCCCGGGAUGCAGUGGCUGGGUCCUCCUGGAUGUGUCUCAGCCUUCACCCAGCGAUGGCUGCAGACAGAUGCUGCGGCACUGGACAGAGCCCUGCCACAGAGGGGGUGAGAAAUAAAGAAAUAGAGGGGACCCUGAUCAGGCUCUGCCCUGGCUGCCUGAAGGGGGAAUCUUCCUCUGCCCUGAGCUUUUGUGUUUUCCAGGGUGAGGUUUAGGAGCUUGAGAGUGGGGCAGCCCCCACCCAGGCUGGCUGCCCUUGCAGGCCCUGUACAAGUUUGGCAUCAGCUCAGCCCCAGUCCUACCCCAGCUGGAAACAGCGCUCAGCUGUCCCAGCAACCAUGGGGAAAAGGGCUGGAAAUGAGUCUGGGUGGGAGGAGAGGUGGUGCUCAGCUCAGGGUGAGCCCCACUGUCCCCAGCCCCUGCAGUGGGAUCCACCGGACCUCACCUUCCUUCCACUGCAGUUGGAGUUUAACUGGUCUCUGAGCUGCCACCACUGGGACCCGCAGGGAUGUGGGGCUGAGGCUGCACCAGGAGCACUGUCCAGGAAGCAGG